Molecule: messenger RNA, 3767 nt
Organism: Xyrauchen texanus (razorback sucker)
Lineage: Eukaryota; Metazoa; Chordata; Actinopteri; Cypriniformes; Catostomidae
Exons: 7
Coding region: 289-2457 (722 amino acids)
Biological process (GO): intracellular protein transport
Molecular function (GO): phosphatidylinositol binding
Source: RefSeq, a predicted model, not a curated record
AUUUGUGUAAGAAGUGCUGGUGACAGCUAACAAGACCAUUCAAAGCCAAGUAGAAAGUUACUACACUAAAGCAAGAGUGGUUCUUUAUGUAGGGUUGUUUUUAAAUUAAUGUGUUCAGUUUGAGACUAUUUUUGUUGCUAUGUCUUUUUUUACCCUGUUGUCACGGGUAAUUCUUGGUAAACACAGUAUUGGCCGCAAAGUUGACCAAUAAUCAUGAUUAAUCGCCUUUUGGAGGAAGAGGAGGGACAGAUGAGUCACGGUGACAGGGGUUAAAGAGCAAGUCAGGAGAUGUUGGGUUCCUUUUUUUCACCUCGAUACGCAAAUAAACAAUUUGAGAUGUUUUGGAGAGUAGACAGGAGCAACCGCGCUGAGGAAUCUGCUGGUUUCUCCUUGUAUGGAUUUGUGAAAUUAUUUGCCUUCCUCAAGUUAUGGAAAACCAAAAACAGAAGAGAAAAAAUCAUAUGUCCAUCGUGCUGUGUUACCUCUGGCAGGAUGAUCAAAAGUCAAGAACAAGAUGAAUUCAUUGCUGUGAGGGUUCAGGAUCCUCGUUUUCAGAAUGAAGGUUCCUGGAACUCAUAUGUGGACUUCAAAAUUUUCCUUCAUACAAACAGCAAAGCGUUCACUGCGAAAACAUCCUGUGUGAGGCGGCGAUACAGUGAGUUUGUGUGGUUGAAGAAAAAACUGCAAAAGAAUGCUGGUCUUGUGCCAGUUCCUGAUCUGCCCAAAAAGUCGUUAUUCUCAUUUAUUAAUGAUGACUUCAUUGAAAGGAGGAGAAUGGGUCUACAGAGCUUCUUGGACAAGCUGUUGCACAUGACGGUAUGUCUGUCCGAUAGCCAACUCCAUCUUUUCCUGCAAACUCAGCUUCCUGUAAAGCACAUUGAGGACUGUGUGCGGGGCCACACCCCCUACACUGUGACAGAGGCCAUUCUUACCUAUGCUUCCUCCAAACUUGGUUGGGUGCAAGAGGAGGGGGGCGGAUCCCAAGAAUUAUGGCCAGCCCCUGUUCCAUAUGAAUCCAUAGAGAGCCCUGCUCAUCACCUCCCAUCUUUUCAGUGUGUAGGAGCUACAUCAAGUGGACUAGGAACUCCAAAUGAACUUACAGAUGUUUCAGACCUAGAAACAGAGUCAAUACUGAGUGAUGCAGAGCAGACUGCACCUAUAAUGAAGUAUGGAAAUGUUCAUGAACGGAUAGUUCAAGAGAGAGAAAGUUCCAUGAAUCUAGUGGUUGAAGUCCAUCCAACCACUCUUAGUUUUCUAGUGACAGAGUUUGAGGUUGAAAACUGUGUAUCAGAUGAAACACAAUGGCACAAAAGCAAAGAUCUACAAAGGGAUGGAUCUGAAUAUACUGUUUCACAUAUAGGCGGGCUGCUUGAAAACAAAUCUCAGCACAGAGAUACAGAUAAAAAAGGGGAAGGUGUAGAUAAAGUGUUUGAUCAAGAAACAUCUGUUAUGAUCACUUCAGUAGAUAGAGUCAUUGAGAAGAGAACUCUUGGUGAUAUUAACGAAGGAGAGAGGGACAGUCAAGACGCUGCCCUUAAGCAGGAAUGCACUGUGAGACAAACCCCUGACAAGGAUCUUCAUGAAGAAGAUCCAAGUCCAAUGGUCCAUUAUAAUGAAGUAACUCUGAAUAUCAGUGUUGCCCAAGAAGACACUGCUGAGCAGAGUGACCUCAGAAGGCAGGAAUUUGUAGAAACUGCUGCUAAAACUGGGGAAGAUCAUGAACUGCAUGAUUUAGACAGCAUCAUAGAGGAUAACACACCAUAUAAUGAAGAUCAAGGUAAAGCAGAGAUAACAGUGGACAAAGCAGUCAAGGAGAAUAGAGUCCGUGAUGAAAACUCAAACAUAGAUGCUGCUGUCCAUGAAGACGCCACAGUGAGCCAAAACCUUGACAAGGAUCUUUACGAAGAAGGUUCAAGGAUUUAUUAUAAUGAAGUAACUCUGGAUCUCAGUGCUAUGCACAACAACCAAAUGCGUGUAGAAAACACAACUAAAACUGGAGAAGAUGUUGCACCUCUGGAUUGCUAUGUAGCCGACUUCCUUGAGGAGAUCUUGCCAGAUACUGAAGACCCAGAACUAGGUAAAGUAAAGAUAAAUGAGGAUGAUUCAAUCCAGGAGAAUGGAGUCAGCGAUAAAGACUCCAGUAUAGAUGCUGCUGUUCAGGAAGAGGCCAUGAAUAAAACUAUCUGUAAGCGUUCAGAGAUCAGUGAAACAAGCAUUCCCUGCUCAGAAUGCAAUGAGGAUCAUGUUGGUGAGGUAAACAAGCUCAAUGCAAAAUGUGUCCAAACCAGCAGUGACAUUUUGAUUCUUGGAGAAGUUGAGGAAGCAGCAAUCAUGCAAAAUGACCCAGUGACCGAGAAUGUGCAAAAUGACAGCACUGAGGUUUCUUAUCAAGACAGCAACCUUGUUUUACAAGCCAUAGAGAUUGAUUCAAUGCAAUGCCAGGAGAAAGAUAAUUAAUUCCCAUUGGCAUGGCUUGUGAACAGAAUGUACUAUAGACUGUUUUCAACACAUACAGUCACAGACUGGACCCAUAGUAUGCUAUGUCAUAGUCUUCUACUGUGAUCACAGAAUAGUAGGUGCAUGCAACUGUAAAGGGAUGAACACAUCUCAUUUUUCCUGCAUUGAUCAAUUGUUGGCAUGUUCUGUUACAGACAUCUUAGAGAAUAUACACUGAAUCAUUAGACGGGGUGUAGUUUUUUUCUUACAAUGUGAAAGGUAAUGCACGGAGUAGGAUGGUGAACAAAUUGCAUUGCAACAAAUACGUCAAACACAUGAUAGGGUGUGAGAUAUAGAACUGUACAAAAAGCAAUGUGCAUCACAGUGGCAACUUGAUCCUUAUAUUCGCCAUUCUUAUACCUAUAUAUAUUGUUUGUUUCGUGUGAUUUUAGCAACUAGACUUACUCCAUGAAAUGUGCUGACAUAUCUAUUUCAGCAUUUUUAAAUACCAAUUUUGUCUGUCCCUUUUUUUUCUGAUGGUAAAAUGUUGGUCACACGUAUGCUUUGCUGGAACUGUGGGUGAUUAAUGUCAGAAUUCUAGUAUCUACUCAAAACCAGUGUGGUUGUUUGAAGUGUUUCUUAAUUUAUGUCAGCAAGAUCCCAGUAUUCUUUAGAACUGAAUUGUCUUGUUUGACAAAACACUAAUUUUCAUAUAAUAAUUUCAUGAGCUAAGAGUGUUUUUUUGUGUUCAGCACACUUUGUUUGCAAUGUUAAUAUUUUUUUCUUUAUCCAUCCUAACUUAAUGUUGCACUAGGUCUGAGAGUUGGUAGGUCAUUGACCAUCUGUCUAUUUAUAUUCUUCUGUGAUAUUGUGUUACGGUGGCUGCUUAUAAUACUCAUGAGAAUUUAAACAUUUACUCAAAAGGGACUUGCUGAUGUUACAAUGCCGCUUAUAUCCAUUGACUACUUCCGUUUAUAUUUCCUUUAGUUGGAAAUUUUAAAUGAGUCUUCUCAACACAUAAAUUUUUUUUAAUCAGCAAAGAGAAAAUUCUUAAUGCACACUAACAAUAUUUCAAAUGUAGAGGACCCUAUAUUAUUACUUUUUAAAAAUAAGUUACUGAACUCAGAUUUCACAAAUUCAAAUGUAUAAAUAUUUGAAGCAUAUUAUUUUAUAAUUUGUUGUGAAGAGGACAUCUUAAUUCAUGAUGUGUUUAUUUCAGUUUCACACAUUCAUUUGAAAAGGCAACACCAGUCUACCUAGACUACAUUCUUUAUGAGUGGUUGGAUUCACCAGUGUGAUUACUAACAAGAAAAAAUAAAGUGAGGCUGAAA